AUGCGAGGCUGGAGACUGCGCAAGAGGGAUGGCCCGCUAAAACCACCCCACUACCACCACCUCGUCGUCUCGCAGAACGAGUUCCCCGUCUUCACCCACACGGGCGACGUCGAAAUCAUCAUCAGCAAUGGCCGCAAGGAGCAGCGCUAUCUGCUGCACAAGCUGAUCCUCACCCAGUGCUCAGGCUUCUUCGAGGCCGGCACCAGCGACGAGUGGGCCAGCGCCGGUGCUGGUGGAGGAGAGGCGAGCAGCGCACCCCCGACAAGCGGUACCGCCCUCGCGCGGAUUCCCGCUGGGUCGCGCCCAGAGCAGAAGCGGAGAUGGCGCUACGAGCUGGACUGGGGCGACGGCGACGACGACCUGCCCAUGCUGGUGCAAAAGAAGAACCAGCCCACCCUCUUUGGCGGCAGCGAAACAAGCCCGUCGGCGCAGCCUCCCCCAGCGCGAAACAACAAGCCCGCCGCCCCCCAGGCAGGCUUCUUCCACGCCGUCGCCAAUUUCUCCACCCUCCACGUGCCCACGGCGCCCCCUGAAAUCGACCCCGACGACGACACGUUCCGCGACUACGACAAUCUAUUCCGCAUCUUCUACAACUACCCGCCGUCGCUCGAUACCAUCAACAUUGCCACCGCCUAUGUCGAGUGCAAGUCGCUUUUGCAACUCGCCGACAUGUACGAUGCGCUUGGUGUAAUUGGCCAGAGAACACAUCAAACACUUCAUUUCCAUCAUCAACUCGUUAAAAAAAAGAGGAAACUUCGAAAAAGGGGUUAA
Exserohilum turcica Et28A is the source of this 771-nucleotide messenger RNA. RefSeq lists its product as uncharacterized. Bases 1 to 771 code for a protein of 256 amino acids. The transcript has 2 exons. The record is from RefSeq and is a predicted model, not a curated record. NCBI's taxonomy places the organism in Eukaryota, Fungi, Ascomycota, Dothideomycetes, Pleosporales, Pleosporaceae.